Messenger RNA from Saccostrea cuccullata (small rock oyster), 2078 nucleotides. RefSeq names its product cilia- and flagella-associated protein 410-like. The transcript is spliced from 6 exons. NCBI's taxonomy places the organism in Eukaryota, Metazoa, Mollusca, Bivalvia, Ostreida, Ostreidae. The record is from RefSeq and is a predicted model, not a curated record. Gene Ontology annotation, molecular function: protein binding. The coding region runs from base 3 to 881 and encodes 292 amino acids. Gene Ontology annotation, biological process: mRNA splicing, via spliceosome. Gene Ontology annotation, cellular component: U4/U6 x U5 tri-snRNP complex.
ACAUGGAAUACGAGGAAGAAAAGUUAACAGAAGGUCUUGUACUGGCUCGAACUCGAGCUGUAGAUCUAGAUGGUGUCAAAAAGUUAAACUUCUGGGGAUCAGAAAUCAGUGAUAUUAGUGUUGUGAGAAGUAUGCCAAACCUAGAAGUGUGCAGUGUAAGUGUAAACAGCAUAACAACGCUAGCUGAUUUUGCAAGAUGUAAACAACUUACUGAGCUGUACAUAAGGAAAAACAAAAUAGAGAACUUAGCGGAGAUAUAUUACCUAAAAAAUUUACCUCGUCUGCGUAAUCUGUGGCUAGCUGACAACCCUUGUGCUGACAGGAAAAAUUACCGACAAACGGUUCUACGCACCCUCCCCAGUCUACAGAAACUGGAUAAUGUGGUUGUAACAGAAGAGGAAAGAAAAGAGGCAGAAGAAAAUGGAGAAAUAUUAACUCCUCCUGAAGAUUAUGAAGAAGAGCUGAAUGAAGACGAUCAGAACCUACCAGAAAAUGGCGAGCAGGAAACAGUUAAAAGUGAAAAGAAUGAUGAAUCUCCCAAGGAAGAGAACUCUCCACAAACAGACAAACAGACAGAAACCAACUCAGAAAUCAAAACCCCAGAACACAAACCAAAGAUGCCACCAGUAAAACCCAAGCAGUCCCUGCUGGAUCCUGUCACGUUAACCUGGGAAGAAACAAACAAAAUUAGAGAGGAGUUGGGCUUAAAACCCUUGCCAUUUGAGAAAAUCACAACACCAAAACCUGUACAGAAAUCCAAUGAAAAAUCAAGGAAUGCUCAUGUUUUACAAGCGGUGCUGAUUUUAAUACGAGAGCUAGACAGAGAGAGUUUAGAGAUUGUGAACAGUGCUACACAGAAAAUGUUACACUCAGAUAUAUAAUGCUGUAUACAUUAGUGAGGUUUUAAAACAUGUUAUUUUUCACAAAACCAUUUCUCUUAAGUUUUAAGUAAGUAAAGCAUUUAUAGUAAAAAUAUUCCAAUUUAUAAAAGGGAGGGCGUCUUAGAAAGACAAUUAAUGUAUAAAACUAGGCAGUGCACCAAUGGAAUGAAUGUUGAAUGUCUAAGAGUGGAGAAGACCUCAUUUUAUUACUAAGUUUAUUACCUCUUGUGAUUUAUAGGUCACUUCAAUUCUCAUUGUAUGUCUUUGCAGUGCUUGAAUUUAUGUUAAUUUACCCCAAGAUAUUUUAUAGGUAAAAUAGGAAUAAUCAUUAAAACUAAAAUCCAUUCAGUAAAUAUGUUUUAGGUGUUUACAUGAGUUGCCAUAAAAAGUUUUUUUUUUAAUUUUUCAUGUUUAUUGGGAGGGGGUGGGGAUGCAUCAAUGAAGAAUAAUUGUGUGAAUUGCCAGUAGAGAGCUUUUUUGAGCUCAUGUUGAUUUUUAACUGCCAUAUUGACUUUAAAUAUUAUAUGUAUUCUAGUAAUAUCAUUUUAUGAAUUGAUUUAUGAAGUUCAUUUAUUUGCAAUACUACCUUAUUCUCUCAAAAUUUUGUUUUUCUUGAUUUAAAUUUUUAUCUAGAUGAUACUUUCAUGUUUGUUAAUUGGACCCACCAAUAUUCUUAUUGUUUUUCUUGAUUGAAGAUCUUAUAUGUCACAGAAAAGUGAUGUUGUGUGCUCAAUUUUUUGAAGUAUUAAUGUCUUAUGUAGUGUAAAUAUUGUUUAUUGAAAUAUUUUAUUCAUAGAAUUGAUUCAGCAAUACUGAGCAUUUAAUAUACGUACGUAUACGUACUAUGUAUGUACAUUUAUAUGUGUGGAUCUAAAUCCAGUAUGUAUUUAUGUAACCUUCAGUUCCGUCCAUGUGUUGAUUUCUUUUUUCAUUAUACAUGUAAUAAUAUCAGUGAUAUAUAUAUAAUGCAUCUUGUUUUAUCAAAUAAUAAACUUUGAUCAACAAAUCUGAUUUUCUGGAAUGAGAUUAAUGUCCCAAUAGAUUGAAAACACACUUAAAAACAAGACUGCAUGGUCAUGAUGGAAAAAUUUGUGUUUCAAUAUGAAGAAUUUUUACUCAGAUGCAAAGUUGUUGCUUCAGAAAGAUUUUAAAUUACCCAUUAAAACCAUUAUGAACAUUUUUUAUCACCACAGACUG